GGAGGGAGGGGGGCUCUGCCUGCAGUCUGCCUUCACGCCUGCCCGCCCGGGCGACGCCGGGCUCUCGCCUGCCCCCCCCGGACCCUCCGGCCGCCCCCCGCGCCCCCCGGGCCAGGUGAGGCUUCGGUGCCGUCCCUCUCGGAUGUAGGCAGGCGAGACCCCGGAUGGAUUUCGGGAGCGUCAUGAACCAGGCUGUGACCCCCUGCUCCCCCACUGUCAACUAUGAGUUGCCAUCCCCGGGGGAGAGCAUCACCAAGCAGGUAGACACCCUGGAUGCCACAAAAUCCUCCAGGAGUGGGCAGUCACGCUGCAAAACAUCCAGGAGCAUGAGCCUGACUACGGCCAUGGAGAGCAGCUGUGAGCUGGACCUGGUGUACAUCACGGAGCGGAUCAUUGCCGUCUCCUACCCCAGUGUGGCUGAGGAGCAGAGUUACUGCAGCAACCUCCGUGAAGUGGCUCACAUGCUGAAGUCCAAGCAUGGGAACAACUACGUGCUUUUCAACCUAUCUGAACGGAGACGUGAUGUCAACAAACUUCACCCCAAGGUGCUGGAUUUUGGGUGGCCUGACAUGCACACCCCAGCGCUGGAGAAGAUUUGCAGCAUUUGCAAAGCCAUGGACACGUGGCUCAAUGCGGCGGCACACAAUGUGGUGGUGCUGCACAACAAGGGGAACCGUGGCCGGCUGGGGGUGGUGGUGGCUGCCUACAUGCACUACAGCAACAUCUCAGCCAGCGCUGACCAGGCUCUGGACAGGUUUGCCAUGAAACGCUUCUAUGAGGACAAGGUGGUGCCAGUGGGACAGCCAUCCCAAAAGAGGUACAUCCAUUACUUCAGUGGGCUCCUCUCUGGCAGCAUCAAGAUGAACAACAAGCCCCUCUUCCUCCACCACGUCAUCAUGCACGGCAUCCCCAACUUUGAGUCGAAAGGCGGUUGUCGUCCCUUCCUGAAAAUCUACCAGGCCAUGCAGCCCGUCUACACCUCGGGGAUCUACAACGUGCAAGGAGACAGCCAGACAGGGAUCUGCAUCACCAUUGAGCCCGGCUUGCUGCUCAAGGGCGAUAUCUUGCUGAAGUGCUACCACAAGAAGUUUCGCAGUCCUACCCGUGAUGUGAUUUUCCGUGUGCAGUUCCACACGUGCGCUGUGCACGACCUUGACGUUGUCUUUGGCAAGGAGGACCUGGAUGAGGCCUUCAGAGAUGACCGCUUUCCUGAGUAUGGGAAGGUGGAGUUUGUGUUCUCUUAUGGCCCUGAGAAGAUCCAAGGCAUGGAGCACCUGGAGAACGGGCCCAGCGUUUCCGUGGACUACAACACAUCUGACCCACUCAUCCGGUGGGACUCCUACGAGAACUUCAACAUCCAACGUGAGGACAGCGCGGAGGGGGCCUGGGCUGAGCCACCCCUGCCCAGCAAGCACCUGGAGAAAGAGGUUGGGCACACGCAAGGGCCCCUGGAUGGGAGCCUCUACGCUAAAGUGAAGAAGAAAGACUCCCUCCACGGCAGCACUGGUGCCGUCAACGCUGCCCGUCUCCCGCUCUCGGCAGCGCCCAACCACGUUGAGCACACACUCUCAGUGAGCAGCGACUCAGGCAACUCCACUGCCUCCACCAAGACCGACCGGACGGAUGAGCCGGGGGUGACCGGGGUGCCCACUGGCCAGGCGGUGCUGAGCCCCGAGGAGAAGCAGGAGCUGGAUCGUCUCCUUGUCGGCUUUGGCUUGGAGAGUGCACCGCCCAUGCACAACCACGUGCCCGGCCCCGUGCCAGCACGCCUGCCCGCCAUGCCAGGCCGCCACGUCGUGCCGGCUCAGGUGCACGUCAAUGGGAAUGCUGCAGUGCUGGUGGCUGAGCGGGAGACGGAUAUCUUAGAUGAUGAGCUGCCCAACCAGGAUGGGCACAGCGUGGGCAGCCUUGGCACGCUUUCCUCCUUGGAUGGCACCACCACUGCCAGUGAGACUGGCUACCAGGAGGCACCCCGGGUGGGCAGCCUCUCCUCCCUGCCCAAUGGCCCCUCGAGCUGCAAUGGGGCUGAGAAGCUGCUGAAGGAGGGGCUGUAUGAUGGCGAGCCGCUCUCCAAUGGCGGCUACCCCUACAACAACCAGAACACCCUGAUGGGCCACCACCUCCGUGACCCGCUGCCUUCCUUGUGGCCAUCAGCAUCCACUCAAGAGCACCUGACUGGCUACCCACAGCGCCCACCGGGCUCCCAUGCCCCGGGCUGGCUCCAGCCCCAGCCUCUGCCGAGCUCCCAGCCCUACCUGUAUGGCUAUGACCACCCCGGAACCUACCGCUCCCGGUCCUUCCCAGCGGUGGACACUGCUAAAUAUGAUGUAAACCCAGCGCUGCCCCAGGCCCCAGCUCGCAGCACAAGCAGCCGGGAGGCCGUGCAGAGGGGCUUGAACUCCUGGCAACAACAAGGAGGAAGCCGACCACCUUCCCGGCUGCAGGAGGGAGGCACGGAGAGCCAUAGCCCCAGCAUCUCCAGCUGCAGCCCCCAGCCCAGCCCACUGCAGAUGGUGCCCCCACACAGCCACAGCAUGCCUGAGUUCCCCCGGGCACCCUCUCGCCGGGAAAUUGAGCAGUCCAUUGAAGCCCUUGAUGUCCUCAUGCUGGACCUUGCACCUGCCGUCCACAAGUCGCAGAGUGUGCCUGCCACCACCCGUCAGGAUAAGCCGGUGGGACCCCUGCCCUCCUCCCUCUCGACCCAGGCUGUGUCUGGCCUCUAUGCCCGGCCAUCUCCGCAGGUGGCCCAGCCGAGGUCUUUUGGCACAUCUGUGAGCCCCGUGGUCUGUGAGCCUGGGGGCAAAGCCUAUUCUCCUGGAGAGAUGGACUGUGGGGUGCAUGAGUAUCGGGAAGCCUAUUUGCCUUACAACUACCAGCUAGCACCACUGCCGGAUCCGAGGAGCUACAGCCAUGCUCCGGCAGGAACACAGAUGGGCACUCUCCCAUCAGUCAGCACCUCCUACAGUCCUGUGGGGUCUCAACAGCUCCUCACGUCCUCCCCGCCUUCCCCCACCAUCCCAGCACAAAUCCAGAUGCCCCUCAAGGGACCGGAGAGCUAUGAAGACCUGUCGAGGUCGGCAGAAGAGCCCUUGAAUCUGGAGGGCCUGGUGGCCCACAGGGUGGCAGAGUACAACGCCAAGCUCAGGGAACUCAACAAGACCAUCAAAGUCCCCCGUCCUCCUCUGAACCAGCAACGGUCCUUCUCCGGGGUGCAGUCCCGGGAGAAGUCUCCUCCUGCGGAGGAGAGUGCUGUCCCUGCCCGCAAGCGGACCCCCAGUGACAGCCACUAUGAGAAGAGCUCACCAGAGCCCAGCUCGCCUCGCAGCCCCACUGUCCUCUCACCUGAGGUGGUCAGCACCAUCGCAGCCAACCCUGGAGGGAGGCCCAAAGAGCCUCACCUUCACAGCUACAAGGAAGCCUUCGAAGAGAUGGAGGGUGCCUCCCCCACCAGCCCACCCUCCAGCGGCGGUGAGAUUUCUCCCCCCACCCCAGCCUUCCCCGUCUCACCACAAACCCCUUACUCCAGCACCUUGCGUUCGCCCCCUGGCCUGGCCAAGACCCCACUCUCGGCACUGGGGCUGAAACCCCACAACCCAGCUGAGAUCCUGCUGCAUCCAGUGGGAGAGCUAGAAGGGGAAGCGGGCGGUGACUCUGAAGAAGAGCCCAGGAGCUAUGUCGAGUCGGUGGCCCGCACAGCCACGACAGGCAGGGGAGGGACCCUGCCGGCUGCCCAGCCUGGGGGCUCAGAGGUGCCCACCAGGAAUGGCACCUUGUCCAACUCCUUCAUCGCCCCCAGCCCCGUCUCCACCAGCAGCCCCAUUCACAGCGUGGACGGGGCCUCCCUCCGCAGCUACCCGUCAGAGGGCAGCCCCCACGGCACAGUUACACCUCCCCACACCUCGGUUGAGCCUGCGUACCGGUCACCUGUUGGCUCGCAGAUGCCCUCUGCUCACAGCAGCUAUCAAAACUCGUCUCCAUCUUCCCUUGCAAUGGUCCAAGGGGGGGUCCCAGGCUCGACAUACAGCAGCCCCGACUACCCCGAUGGCCGAGCCGGCAUCCAGCUGGAACCCCAAGCUCGGCCACAGCCACAGGUUAACGUGGUGGGGGUCCAUGCCCUGCCAGGGAGCCCUCGCACCUUGCACCGGACAGUGGCUACAAAUACACCACCCAGCCCUGGCUUUGGGCGAAGAGCCAUCAACCCCAGCGUGAGCGGAGCUCCUGGCAGCCCUGGGCUGGGCAGACAUGCUGUUGCAGCCCAUGGCAACCUGGUGGCCCCACCGGGGAGCCCCAGCCUGGCCAGGCAUCAAAUUGCAGCAGCCACCUCCCCUGGCAGCCCCCUGUAUGGCUACUCCAGCCCAGAGGAGAGGCACCUGACGUUGUCUCGGCAGAGCAGCUCCUCUGGCUACCAGCCUCCCUCCACGCCGUCCUUCCCUGUCUCACCGGCGUACUACCCUGGCACGAGCACACCGCACUCCUCCUCCCCGGACUCGGCUGCCUACCGCCAGGGCAGCCCCACACUGCAGCCCGCACUGCCUGAGAAGCGGCGGAUGUCAGCUGGGGACCGCUCCAACAGCCUCCCCAACUAUGCCACUGUCAAUGGCAAGGUGUCCUCACCCCUCUCCAGUGGCAUGUCCAGCCCCAGUGGUGGGACUGCUGUCGCCUUCUCCCACACUCUGCCGGACUUCUCCAAGUUCUCCAUGCCAGACAACAGCCCUGAGACUCGUGCCAAUGUCAAGUUUGUGCAGGACACUUCCAAGUACUGGUACAAACCAGACAUCUCCAGGGAGCAGGCCAUUGCACUGCUGAAGGACAGGGAGCCUGGGGCUUUCAUCAUCCGAGACAGCCACUCUUUCCGGGGAGCCUACGGCCUCGCCAUGAAAGUAGCUUCUCCGCCUCCCACGGUCAUGCAGCAGAACAAGAAAGGAGACAUGACCAACGAGCUGGUGAGGCACUUCCUCAUCGAGACCAGCCCUCGGGGUGUGAAACUAAAAGGAUGUCCCAACGAGCCUAAUUUUGGCUGUCUCUCAGCUCUGGUGUACCAGCACUCCAUCAUGCCCUUGGCUCUACCCUGCAAACUGGUCAUUCCUGACCGAGAUCCCAUGGAGGAAAAGAAAGACUCUGCAUCAGCCACCAACUCGGCCACGGACCUCCUCAAGCAGGGUGCGGCCUGCAAUGUCCUCUUCAUCAAUUCAGUGGAGAUGGAGUCGCUGACAGGCCCCCAGGCCAUCUCGAAGGCUGUUGCUGAGACACUGGUGGCUGACCCCACACCCACUGCUACCAUUGUUCACUUCAAAGUCUCUGCACAAGGCAUCACCUUAACGGACAACCAGAGAAAAUUGUUCUUCCGACGACACUACCCCCUCAACACUGUCACCUUCUGCGACUUGGACCCCCAGGAAAGAAAGUGGACUAAAACUGAUGGCAGUGGCCCAGCCAAGCUCUUUGGCUUUGUGGCCAGGAAGCAAGGGAGCACCACAGACAACGUCUGCCACCUCUUUGCUGAGUUGGACCCAGACCAGCCAGCUGCAGCCAUCGUCAACUUUGUCUCCAGGGUCAUGCUUGGCUCUGGCCAGAAGAGAUGAGGUGGUGCUUGCGGGUGAUUCUUGAAUUUUGGAGAAGGACUUGGAGCUGAUCCGAGAAGGAGUGUGAGGAAGUGCAUUGUGGGAGAGGGAAGUGAAUUGGGGGGGGAAAAGGGUUGGAAUUUUGGAGGAAAACGGCAAACAACAAAAAAAACCCCAAAGAAACCCCUAAAAACUCAACACAAGCCAAACACACACGUAGAAGAACCAAAACCACGCGCCUACAUAAGAGAGCCACAAAGUCACGCCAGACAGGAUGCAUGUCCCAUCGCGGGGAAGGUGACCAAAGCAAAGGCGGCAGUGAGAGGUGUGUUCCCAGCUUUCAGCAUCAUGGCCUGACUAGUGACAUCCAUUUGGGACCGAAUGCGGGACCAGGACUGGUGUCUUCCAUCUGGAAAAAAAAAGAACCAACUGGCAAAACUGUGGAAGAAGCUCUAUCCCAGCAUCUCCAUCAGCAGAUGUCUGCUGUGUGUUUGUAAUGACCCAUAGGAGAUAACGAUGUGGGCUGAGUCUAUGGGACACCAGAGGAGAUGCUCUCAGAAACCUUCACUUGUCCAGCUGCAGAGGAGAGUCCUCACCAGUCCCUGUGCUUCCCCCAAAACCUGCUCACUACCUGGCAACUUGCUGGGGACAUGGGGGAACUUGGUCCUGAUCCUUCCUAUCCCUGGGGAGCUCUGCCAUGGGCUGACCCGGAGCCCAGCGCCAGUCACAGGUGAGACGCUGUGAGUCCACCCAGAGAGGCAGGUCAUGGCGUUUCCCCACCACUGCAGGGGUGGUUGUGCCCUCCAGCCUGCGAGGAGAUGUGGGGGCUCCUGCUGCCCUCCACCUGGGGAAGGCAGAUACUCCCCGGGAACCUGGAGGAUGCAGAAAGUUGCCUCCUCUCCCAUCUUCCCCUUUUCCCUCCCCUCACUAGUCCUCUUUGGCAGUUUUCUUCUGCGGCCUGUCACAUUCUCUUAACACAAAAAAGCAAAACAGAAAGGAAAGUAAUACAAUGUAAUAAUAAUAAUAAUUAUAAUAAUAGCGGAUGCUGGCACAGGUGGGUUCCCUGUGUGAAGCAGCAGACCCGUGGCUACCCCUGUCUAUCUCUUCAGAGACACGCAAGCGGUUUUUAAAUUGCAUGGACAUUCAAGUUGCACGAAAGGCAAAUGACUGCAAGUAACUCAGGCGCUUUUUUCUCCUUUUGUUUUGGAGGCCACGUUAAAAAAAGAAAAGGAAGAGAAUUAAAAUUAAAAAAAGAAAAAAAGGAAAGGAUCUGCAGUGACUGGGCAACUUUGGCUCAGUGGGGAGGUAACAGGUCCUCUGAGAGCCACCCUGGUUGACACAUGCAUAACCCCAAAGCCUUCUGGCUUGAGGCUUGUGCCCCUCAAAUGCACCAUAGUUUUGCAGUGACUUCAGUGCUGUCAGCUUUUCCCUUUUCUUUGGAAAGUGAGGAGGGCAAGCCAGGAGGUGACAGGGGUGAAGGGCCUCCAUGCUGCUGCAGGGAGAGAGAUCAUGGUUGGGGGGCAGCAGGUGGAGGUCCCAGCCCCGUGAUGCCGGGGAGAGGGCAGAGGAUGCUUCAGUCACAUGUGCAGGUUUGGGGCAGGGACAAUGAUCUGGCUGGAGCUGUGGGGUCAUUGCUUGGCCCUCUGCUGCAAAUAUUCCCCCCAAGAGCUUUCUGGGAGAAGUUUUCAAUGCAAAGUGGCCCAGAUAGUCUACUGGGGACAAAAAUUAGAAACAUAGCACUGCAGUCCCUCGGAGAGCUUAUCUCCCUUGGACCGCCCUUGCCUUGAUAGCUAUAAUAUAUAUACGAGCUAUAUUGACAAAAUACUGUAAGCUAAUGAAAUUCUAAGGAGGAAAAGUUAAAUUUACACUCUGAAAAUAUUUAUUUUUGCCAUAUUGCUUUCUGCGCAUCAUAUCUCCCCCAUUAUAUCCCCCCCUUCCCCUGCCCUGGGGAAACACCUGCACGUUAAAAGAAAAUCCAGAGCAAGAUAAAAUACAGAUGGGGGAAGAGACAGGGGCCCCCUGUGUCAGGGUGGUGUGUGUGAGCGAUGUGUGUGUGUGUGUGUGUGUGUGUGUGCGUGGGGGAGUGAGCGGUGUGGGCGGCCAGAGAGGGCUGCCAGGGCCGGAGGCUGUGCUGAUGUACUGAAGCGAGUGUGAAAGGAUGGGUAGCAAGGCGUUGGUUGUGAGAUGGUGGUGGGACAAGGGAGUCUGGGGGGGGUUUCCCCCCGCCCAGCUCCCUGGCCACACAGAUGCUGAGACCUUUUAAUUUUUGAUAUUUCCAAAAAGCGAUUCCCUCCUUCUGCGAAAUUCAAGCGAGACAAGAGACAAUCUCACCCGUGAUCUCUUCACCCUGCCGUUCACCCAUCAGAGAAAACACUGUGUUUAUAGAUAUAUAAAGAUAUAUUUUUGAAAGCCUCUAUUUUUCAGACUUGGUUUCUCACUGCUAAGAAAAGAGAUGAUAAUAAUGUAAUUUUAUUUUAAUCUGCUGCCUUGGAAACCGGUGCUUGAAACUCCCAUUCCUCUUUUUCUCCCCGUACAAAUGAAACAGAUCUAAGCACCCCAGAGAUGUUGUGUAGAAGCCGACCCCAGCAGAUACCUGCCAAUAGCAUCAUGCCUGCUUCGGGCCCCGAGCCACUCACGGCUUCCCCACUAACCCACUAGCUGAAGAUUUAGACCGUAGCCAAAUCUCAAACACUAACAAAAUUAUCUGAUGAUUAUAUUAUUUUUUUAACACACAGCUAAUCACCUUCCAAUGAUGUAGCCGGGUGUUUAUCAGCUCCCUUUAAAGGCACUUUUUUUUCCUUUUAGCUCCUUUUUUAAGUUACGUUUUUAGGUGUAACUACCCUUUCUGUACCCGGGAGAGACCGUCAGUGGCAUUGAGGAUUGCCCAGGUCCUGGGGCUGGUGGGGACCUAGUGUUGAUAUUUUUUCCUUACAAAAGGGACAGAAAAUAAUCUGUUCUUUUUUCUUUGGUUUUUUUUUUAAGCGCAGUCAUGCUAUUUGAGAUUCGAGCUUGCGCGAGUUAAGCCCAGCAUAUGUUUUGUUGUAAUCACACUGCCGUUGUCAGCAGCCGGAUGGUAUCUCUCUCUCGCUCACACACACACACAAACACACCCCUCCUUCGUGCACAAAGAACUGCAUAUAUUCUUGCCAAAGAUAUCCUUAAAAACGCACUUUCCCCCACAUAUAUAUAUAUUAUUUUUUGUGUGUGUGUAAGUUUAUUGUACGUGCCCUUUUUGUGUCAGUUUGUUCUUCAGAGAAGCCCCUUCCCACCCGUCCUCCCUUUGCUGUUGAUAUUGCUGUCUAUUGGGAAAUGCUCCCUGGGGCGGUAAUUUGCUGUCUGUGCCACAGAGUGGCACCUGCAAUGCAUGAAAUGUGGGGCUCCCAUUCGAUGGGCUGCGUCUGGCUCUGCCCCCCGGGAGCUGUUCUGGGAGAUGAUCCAUGUCGUUAUCUGCUGAUGGGAUGUACCCAUCGCAUGGUCUUUGCCAGCCCCUCAUUGCUGGUGGAGAUGGGGGGGGCUCAUGGUUUUGAGUAAAGUUUGGGGUUGCUCUGGAUGCAGCAUUUGCUGCCUGCCUCCUGGUCAAAUCACACAUGGAAAACAAACUAGGUAGGGAGAAAAACCCAACCUAGCCUCCAGGCAUUGAUUUUCCAGCGAGUUCAACCACCUGAACCGAAGUGUAAAGUAAAUCCCCACCCAGCAGGUCGGGCAGGUAAAGAAACCAGCUGCCCCAAAAAACCCAGACAACAGCAUCAACAAAAGGCAACCAUUCCCGUUGGAGCAGGCAGGAGGAUCAGACAGCAAAGGAGCCCGCAGGGGCUUGUUUCAUUUCGUUCGUUUGUUUUGCAAAUUGCGAGGUUGGUUUGGGGUUACUAAUUUUUUUUCUUUUCCUUAAAAAGGGAAAAAAAAAAAAGAAAGGAAGCAAUACGACAUUUCUGUUGGCGGAUCCUGUGCCGUCGUGUUAUGCGUGUUUUUUUUUUUUGUCAUUGUUGUCUUUGUUACUUUGGAAAUGUUACAGAUUUAUUUGCUAAUCAGUGUUAACAGUUUCAAACUUUUAGACUCGCCCAUUUCUGUGUAUUUAUAUAGAUGGAAAAAAAAUACAUUAUAUUUUGUAUCUUUAUGCCCAUAAUGUUGUUGUGCGUGUAAGGAUGACUUCGGUCGCACCAUGUCUGUGUGUGAAUGUCACUCCUCUGUUGUCUUCCCAUUGUACAGAUGUUGGAUUCUUUGCAGUUCAUUGUAUGGCUUUAUAAAGUGGUAAAAACAAAGAAAAAACCCCCAAACCCCAGUUAUAUAAAAUAUACUGUUGCUUGGAAUGCCAGCUUGGUGUCUGGAUUGCUGGAACUGUACCUUGAAAUUUAAGGGAGCGUAGGAAUAAAUGUUCUGUUCUUUUUGCACAGGGAAAAAA
Molecule: messenger RNA, 9960 nt
Organism: Chiroxiphia lanceolata (lance-tailed manakin)
Lineage: Eukaryota; Metazoa; Chordata; Aves; Passeriformes; Pipridae
Gene: TNS1
Product: tensin 1
Exons: 32
Coding region: 165-5582 (1805 amino acids)
Biological process (GO): fibroblast migration
Molecular function (GO): protein binding
Source: RefSeq, a predicted model, not a curated record